AUGGAGGCAGAAAUAGUGGCAAUCCUAAAAGCCCUCAGAUACUGUAAAAUUAAGAAAAUCAACAAAGUGUUGAUUGAGACAGAUUCACUGGGGGUCAUAAAAAUGAUAAGAAAUGAGUGGAAAAUUCCAUGGAAUCAGGAAGAGGAGAUGGAAGAGAUUCAGGAAAUUAUAGAGAACAUACAAGCAGAUAUUACACAUGUUUUUAGAGAAGCUAAUCAGCUAGCAGACAAGUUGGUCAAUGAAGCAUAUACGCACACUGGUCUAAAGCAAUGGGAGAAGUUUCAACAGUUAUCAGGUGAAUGCAAGAGUAUUUUAAAUGCAGAUAAAUCAGGUAAAGAACGAGAACCAGAGGCUGGAAGGACACUUGGAAGAAUGCCCAUUCCUGAUUGGAAGUGGAAUAGGAUUGCAAUGGAGUUUGUGGUGACUUAUAAUGCAGAGAAGUUAGCCAAACUCUAUAUCCAGGAGAUUUUUCUAUUGCAUGGAGUUUCAGUUUCCAUCAUAUCAAAUAGGGGUAUGCAAUUUACUUCUAACAUCUGGAGGACAUUGCAGACUGAGUUAGGUACUAGAUUGGAUCUUAGUACUGCAUUUCAUCCUCUGAUCGAUGGAUAG
Messenger RNA from Solanum verrucosum, 609 nucleotides. RefSeq lists its product as uncharacterized. The coding region runs from base 1 to 609 and encodes 202 amino acids. The transcript has 3 exons. Gene Ontology annotation, molecular function: RNA-DNA hybrid ribonuclease activity; nucleic acid binding. The record is from RefSeq and is a predicted model, not a curated record. NCBI's taxonomy places the organism in Eukaryota, Viridiplantae, Streptophyta, Magnoliopsida, Solanales, Solanaceae.